Molecule: messenger RNA, 969 nt
Organism: Perkinsus marinus ATCC 50983
Lineage: Eukaryota; Perkinsozoa; Perkinsida; Perkinsidae
Product: ribosomal large subunit pseudouridine synthase b, putative
Exons: 8
Coding region: 1-969 (322 amino acids)
Biological process (GO): pseudouridine synthesis
Molecular function (GO): pseudouridine synthase activity; RNA binding
Source: RefSeq, a predicted model, not a curated record
AUGACCCCUGAGGAUAUCCCUCGAAUAGCAUGCAGAACACUGCAGAAGAUGACUACUAGCUUUGAAUGGCUCGCCCGGAGGAUAUCCUUGUCCGGUCAGAUGUCACGCUCCCAGGCGGAGGUGGCCAUUAGGAAUGGCGAAGUUGUUGUCGACGGUCAAGUAGUCCGCCACAACGUGCAGGUCUCCGACCACUGUGAUGUUAUCUGUCGAGAUCAGCCAGUGGAACCACCAGGAGAUCCAAAAGUUUGGCUUAUCAACAAGCCUCGUGGCGUCGUCUGCAGUGCAACUCGGAUACGCGGUCUGACAACCCUACCUGACUUGUUCGAGAUUUGGCACAAACGACGAGCUAACGAACUCAGCCAUAACAUCAACAACGUCGAUCUUAUCCCACCCCACUUCAUCGUUAUCAAUCCCAUACCCGUGAUGUGCUCCGGUCUAGUCAUUCUCACCAAUGAUGGCGAGUUCGCCCACAACAUGGCUCAUCCUCGCAGCAAAGUUCUCAGUGUUUUCCUUGUCCGAGUCAAAGGUAGAUUGCCAGAGGACCGCUUCAAGAGCUGGAGACGCAGAGAGGGUGUGAAAGUAGGCAAUGUCGAUUACGGACAGGUGUUCGUUGGAAUAGACAAGCGACCCAGCGAGGACGUCACCUGGUUACGAGUUCGGCUGGUCAUGACCAAUGAGAAGAACUUGGUCACGAAGAUCAACUCGUCAUCAUUUGGACCGUACAGAUCGAGUACUGCUUACGUUGAUUAUAUCUGUCCCCAGCCAGUGAGUCCUCACGUACGGCAUCUAGCUCCGAGGAGGAUCGCUAGAGACGCUAUCAUGGCGGCUAAAGGUACCCUGGUCAAUCCCAUUACUGGUGAAUUCGUGUCCAUAUUCGAUCAAGCGCGGCAUUCGCUAGCUAUAGGGGAGGAGCCGCCACCACAAAUCGAUAUUGGGAGGAAUGACGAGGCGUUACGGAUACCUGAGUGA